Messenger RNA from Lachancea lanzarotensis, 282 nucleotides. It is a transcript of the gene TIM10, whose product is annotated as LALA0S04e09670g1_1. Gene Ontology annotation, biological process: protein insertion into mitochondrial inner membrane. The transcript has a single exon. NCBI's taxonomy places the organism in Eukaryota, Fungi, Ascomycota, Saccharomycetes, Saccharomycetales, Saccharomycetaceae. The record is from RefSeq and is a predicted model, not a curated record. Gene Ontology annotation, cellular component: mitochondrial inner membrane. Bases 1 to 282 code for a protein of 93 amino acids.
AUGUCUUUUCUAGGAUUAGGUGGUGGUCAACCACAAAUGAGCUCCCAACAAAAAGUCUCAGCAGCCGAAGCAGAACUCGACUUGGUAACCGAUAUGUUCAACAAACUGGUCGAUAACUGCCAUAAGAAGUGUAUACAAGCUUCUUACAAUGAAGGUGAACUGAACAAGGGUGAAUCUUCCUGCAUUGAUAGAUGUGUAGCGAAAUAUUUCGAAACCAACGUGAAGGUUGGUGAGAACAUGCAAAAACUGGGCAACGCUUUUGGCAACGGUGGUAAAUUUUAA